Messenger RNA from Xenopus laevis (African clawed frog), 2378 nucleotides. RefSeq names its product UDP-glucuronate decarboxylase 1 S homeolog (gene uxs1.S). Gene Ontology annotation, molecular function: UDP-glucuronate decarboxylase activity; NAD+ binding. Gene Ontology annotation, cellular component: endoplasmic reticulum membrane; Golgi cisterna membrane; cytoplasm. The coding region runs from base 186 to 1451 and encodes 421 amino acids. The record is from RefSeq and is a predicted model, not a curated record. Lineage: Eukaryota; Metazoa; Chordata; Amphibia; Anura; Pipidae. Gene Ontology annotation, biological process: D-xylose metabolic process; UDP-D-xylose biosynthetic process. The transcript is spliced from 15 exons.
ACAGCGUAUGAAACGAGAUGCAGUCGUGGCGCAUGCGUAGUGUUUUGGCCGGGCAGGAACUGCUACUGGGUUCUCUAGUUGUCUUGCUUUUUUCCCUCCCCCCUAUCCCUUCUAUUUAAUUGCUCUGCCGCCGGGUUCCAUGUCACCGACUUUGAGCCCAGCCUGUAUACGUUGCCUGGCCGGUAAUGGUGAGGACCCGGAUCCAGCGGCUGCUGACUGGAAUCAAUAGGAGGAUGAUGAAGCUGCUCAUUGCACUCGCCUUGAUCGCCUAUGUAGCCUCUGUUUGGGGAAAUUUUGUCAAUAUGAGUAGGUCAAUUCAAGAAAACGGGGAACAGAAAAUGGAGAAAAAAAUAGAAGAGGUCAUUGCUCCUUUGAGAGAAAAGAUACAAAAUUUAGAAAGGAGUUUUACUCAGAAAUAUCCACCUGUAAAAUUCUUGUCAGAAAAGGACAGAAAAAGAAUACUGAUAACUGGUGGUGCAGGCUUCGUGGGCUCUCAUCUUACUGACAAGCUAAUGAUGGAUGGGCAUGAGGUUACUGUUGUGGACAAUUUUUUUACGGGCAGAAAAAGAAAUGUGGAACACUGGAUUGGGCAUGAAAAUUUUGAACUUAUUAAUCAUGAUGUUGUUGAGCCACUUUACAUUGAAGUUGACCAGAUAUAUCAUUUGGCUUCUCCUGCUUCUCCUCCAAAUUACAUGUAUAACCCUAUCAAGACCCUUAAGACCAACACCAUUGGAACACUUAACAUGUUGGGCUUGGCAAAGCGUGUUGGUGCUCGGCUACUCCUGGCCUCUACUUCAGAAGUCUAUGGAGAUCCUGAAGUGCAUCCUCAAAGUGAAGAAUAUUGGGGACAUGUGAAUCCUAUAGGUCCACGAGCCUGUUACGACGAGGGGAAGAGAGUGGCGGAAACAAUGUGCUAUGCUUACAUGAAGCAGGAAGGAGUAGAGGUUAGAGUGGCUCGAAUAUUUAAUACCUUUGGCCCUCGCAUGCAUAUGAACGAUGGCAGAGUUGUCAGCAACUUUAUUCUUCAAGCACUCCAGGGUGAACAACUAACGGUCUAUGGUUCAGGAGAACAAACAAGAGCCUUUCAGUAUGUCAGCGACUUGGUAAAUGGCCUUGUUGCUUUAAUGAACAGCAAUGUCAGCAGCCCUGUGAAUUUGGGAAACCCACAAGAACACUCAAUUGUACAGUUUGCCAUAUUAAUUAAGCAGCUUGUUGGUAGUGGAGGUGAGAUCAGCUUUCUAUCAGAAGCUCAAGAUGACCCUCAAAGGCGAAAACCUGAUAUCCGAAAGGCCAAGCUGUUACUUGGAUGGGAACCUGUGGUCCCACUUGAGGAAGGCUUAAACAAAACUAUCCAUUACUUUAGAAAGGAGCUUGAACAUCAAGCAAACAAUCAAUACAUCCCCAAACCGAAGCCUGCAAGAGUAAAAAAAGGAAGAACGCGAAAUAACUGAACACUUUCAUUAAAGAUGACUCUCUUGUCAAGAUACUGGAUGUAAAAAUUAUUCCUACCCCUCUUUGGGUUUGUCAAAUAAAAAAAAAAAAAGACUUGAGAGGUGUCAUGAAGACUAAAACUGGAACUUCCCAUGAAGCUUGCUUUAAACGAAUGGAUGUGCCUAAAAACUAAAAAUGAGAACUGCAAACCUUGCCUUGCACUUUUUAAACCCAUCUUUAUAUGUACAUUAGUGUAGGAAAUACCUGGGAGUCUGAGUUUUUUUUUUUUUUUUUUAUAUCCUUGCUGUGACUUUCUUUUGCCAUGGUCCUAGGACAGUGACCACCUUUCUCUGUUGCUGGGGGUCUGCAAAGCCUUAGCACUCCGUCCCAUUCAGACCCUUUCAAAGGGGUGAACGGGGCUUCAAUUACUGGUUUCUUUUUGAAGCUGAAGAUGAAAUUAAACGAGAUAGAGAAUUAAAUUUUUAUUUAUAUAUGUUUAAAGAAGUUAUUUGUACUCCUUAAGUCAGAUAUUCUAUGCAUAUAAAGUACAGGUAUUGUCAGGUGUAUUUCACCGGCAUAUCAGCCUGCCUAGUUUCAACCUCUUCGAUGAUAAGGAGUAAGAGGUCUGGAGAUUUAAACUGAAGAUACUGCUACGUGUGGCUCAUCAACUGUUGCUCGACUAAAAAUGUCUUUCCGCAGAUUUUUAGGAGGCUAGAAAGCUGCAGGCUACAGAUGCAGCUAAUAAAGACAAUUUCUUAAAUUCUUUAAAAACGUUUGUUUUCCUUUAUGGUUUCAUCUAGCUGUACAUUUGAAUUUUGAAAAUGAGUUGCUAUAAAUAAGAAUAUUUUGGAUCACUAUUGUGUUAUCGUGUACUCUUGGAUAAAAAAUAAAGUAUUAUCAGUUUCUGGUGGUUGAAUAUGCUAUUUUAAUAAAAUACUAAAAUGUGA